AUGAUGAUGAAUAAUGGUAGCUCGGAUAUUUUGUUUGAGGAGGACGAGGGUGAAGUGCUGGGCUGGAAAGUGGUGAGCGGGGCCUAUGUGCAACCGGAUGGUGUGCUGCUCGUCUACAGCACUCAGCGUUUUGCCGAGAAGCACCUCAGAACCGCGAUGGCUGGUGUGGUCACCGUUGAUCCGAACAUCAAGAAAGGAACGGUAAUUUCCAUCUCUGUGUGUGCCAAAGAGCUCAUUGCCCGAAAUCAUAAUUAUAUCCGUGUACUCAUUGUCUGUCUGUUGUAA
Molecule: messenger RNA, 285 nt
Organism: Gongylonema pulchrum
Lineage: Eukaryota; Metazoa; Nematoda; Chromadorea; Rhabditida; Gongylonematidae
Source: the annotation of a GenBank genome assembly